GAGACAUUGAGACACCAAGAAAGUAAGCAGUAAGUACCAUUCUAAAUGACUCCAGGUCAUCCUGCACAGGUCUCGUAUCAUCUCAACCAUCUCACCCCCCGACGGAGAGCGGCCACCAUGGCUCCACCAUUCAGCGUCAUCACUCGCUUCCAGACCCUCGUCCGAACCCACCUAAACGGUCCUCCGGGCCCCAGAAUGGUGGACAAGCUCUCUCUGGUCCUUGGGAAUUAAUCUUUUUCCUUCCAGCGGGAUUGUUCCCUGUAUUGUUUUAUUUUUAUUUCUCACACCCGGCGGAGGUGUGAGUGGAUCAUCUGCCCCAUCGCCGUACGUGGUUUGCGCCUUUUCCUUCCCUUGCUGGGU
Aspergillus candidus is the source of this 360-nucleotide messenger RNA. RefSeq lists its product as uncharacterized. The transcript has a single exon. The record is from RefSeq and is a predicted model, not a curated record. The coding region runs from base 46 to 231 and encodes 61 amino acids. NCBI's taxonomy places the organism in Eukaryota, Fungi, Ascomycota, Eurotiomycetes, Eurotiales, Aspergillaceae.